CCAAUGUCAUACCGACAGAGCCUAAAAAAAGUCAUUCAAACGUCAACCAAUAAUGUGAAAUUUCCGUUGAAGCAAUUCAGUCGUAGUUUUUAGUGUUUUUGUUCCGAUAUUGAUAAAAACAACAGAUAUGACCAGGAAAAGAAGAUCCCAAACGGAUUGCAACGGCGAAAUCCCGAUCAAGAAACUCCGUUCGACCUGUUACUUCGAUGAUCUACCUCAAGAAAUCAUAGUGCACAUAUUCUCCUUUCUACCCGGUAUCGAAAUAACAAAAAACAUCUCACUCGUGUGUAAAAAAUGGAACCAAAUCUCUUCAACGCCGUCCUUGUGGAAGCACAUUCGUGCAGAUCAGCAAGUACCUACCAAUAUCCUCCUCAAGUGGGUUCAAAACUCCCCUCUACUUCGAGAAUUGCAUUUGUCACAUAGAAACGAUACUGACGAGAUUGUACGUGCUGUUGGAAAAAGUUCUAGGAACCUCCAGUUCAUCAAAAUCGUAGAUUGUUGGGGUUCUCAGAAGAGCAUGUGUAUCAAAAGCAAACAUCUAUGUGACCUGUUGAAAAAAUGUAAAAGAUUGGACACUUUUCACUUCAGUGGCGUCAAGAUUCUCUCCUGCAAAUUCUUCCAGUUGCUGUCUACCAGAAAAUGUUGUGGCCGUAAUAAAAGAUCAUGCAGCUACUAUGGACCAGUCAACAGCAAACAGAUGAAGGCUCUCCUCGAGUCCCUCAGCAAAACUGAUGUCUAUGGUGGCGCUUCAGUCGCGGCAGCAAAGAAGAAGAUCUUCAUUGACCUGGACAACCAGAGCAUGGAGAAUUUCGAGAGUCUUUGGAGGGAUAUCGUCAGCGAUGGGGGAGAAGUAAAUGAAAUUAAUGAAACCGAUGCCAAUUUGUAGAGGGGAUUUAGAUGUCGGAGAAUCUUGUGGACUUAUAUUCUUAUUUUAAGAAGGAUAUGAUUUGGAUGACGUGUACAUAUGUUGCAAUUGUGUAAUAUAACCUGAGUUCUCCGAUUGGAACUCAGGAAAUUAUGUGAAA
Harmonia axyridis is the source of this 1025-nucleotide messenger RNA. RefSeq lists its product as uncharacterized. Gene Ontology annotation, biological process: positive regulation of protein ubiquitination; SCF-dependent proteasomal ubiquitin-dependent protein catabolic process. The coding region runs from base 128 to 886 and encodes 252 amino acids. NCBI's taxonomy places the organism in Eukaryota, Metazoa, Arthropoda, Insecta, Coleoptera, Coccinellidae. Gene Ontology annotation, molecular function: protein binding. Gene Ontology annotation, cellular component: SCF ubiquitin ligase complex. The transcript has a single exon. The record is from RefSeq and is a predicted model, not a curated record.